AUGUCCAAAAAGGACAUCUUUAUUAUCUUGCUUGUCUACGUAGAUGAUAUUGUUCUAACUGGAAACAAUGAAGGGAAAGUGACUGAAGUGAAAAAUUUCUUAAAAACUGAAUUUCUAAUUAAGGACCUUGGGCACUUAAAAUUUUUUCUUGGCAUUGAGGUCAUAAAAACUAGUGAUGGGGUGUGUCUCUCACAAAGAAAAUAUUGCAUGGACCUUCUCAAUGAAUAUGGGAUGAGUGGUAGCAAACCCAUUGGUUGUCCUAUUGACCAGAAUCAUGUUCUAACAAAUUUAAUGAAAAAGGAAACCAAUUCGGUUGAUGUUACCCAAUAUCAAAAACUAAUUGAUUACGGAUACGGGUAUGAAUCUCCGUACGUGCAACAAAGUGGAUACGGUGCUGAGAAUGCACCUGUUGAUGAACCAUAUUACCCGACACAGCAAUCGUAUCCGGGUUAUGGGGUAUACGGGGAUGAAGGUGGAUACGGAAGUUACAGUGGAUACGGUGGUGAAGGUGGAUACGGGGGUGAAGGUGGUUACAGUGAAUAUGGGGGCUACGGUAGAUACAGUGGAUACGAUAGAUAUGGGGGUGACGGUGGUUACAGUGGAUACGGGGGCUACAGUGGAUACGAUAGAUCUGGGGGUGAAGUGGUGAGCACCGUAGUAAAGCAACAGUUAGGAAAGCCGGUAGCAAAAAAAAUCGGUUGCCCAUUUUCAUUACUCGUUAUCCGGGACGUGACGAAUGACACGUGGGAGUUAAAAGUGGACUGUGCGAACCAUAACCACGAACCUACGACGAGUCUGUUGGGCCACGCUUUUGUGCGAAGAUUUACUAAAGCCGAAUACAAGCUAGUGGAGCAGCUAACUGCUCAAAACAUGGAGCCACGUAUCAUAUUUCAAACCCUAAGAAAGCAGUUCCCCGACAGCCUGCACGUUCAGAAAGACGUGCAAAAUGCGGUACAAAAAAUUAGAGCGACAAUAAUGGACGGAAAGAAUCCUAUUCAGGCACUGGAAAGCCUGCUGCAUGACCGCCGAUUCAUUUACGACACCCGACAGGAUCCCAAAACAGAUGUCGUAACAGAGAUUUUCUUUGUUCAUCCUUAUUCAAUCACUAUGUGGCGUGCAUUCCCGCACGUGAUGUUGAUCGACGCGACCUACAAAACAAACCUCUACAAUAUGCCAUUUGUCCAGGUUGUGGGUAUGACGUCGACUGGGAAGUCUUUUUGUAUCGCACACGCCGUUAUUUGUAAAGAACGAAGUGGUAACUACGUGUGGGUGCUUGAGCGGAUCAAGUCAAUAUUGCAUGAAUGUAUGAUGCCGCGUGUAAUAGUCACGGAUAGGGAGCUUGCCCUAAUUAACGCGUGUUCUAAAGUAUUCCCAAACGCAACCAGGCUUCUAUGCCACUUUCACAUCCAACAAAAUAUAGCUAGAAAGUGCAAGAAAGGGUUCGAUAAAGAAGAUUGGGGGAAAUUUAUGUCGUACUGGCGGAGAUUGUGCGAAUCUUCAUCAGAGCCCAUGUACAAGUACAACUUGGAGAAAAUGUAUAACCGACUCGUGGUUGCCAACCGAGAAAGUGUCUAUGAUUACGUCUACGAAAACUGGCUCAAAGACUAUAAAGAAAUGUUCGUUUAUGCGUGGACCGAUAAGUGUCGCAACUUUGGUCAGCGCACCACCAACAGAGUUGAGAGCCAGCACGCAAAUUUAAAAAGAUACAUUACGCGCGGGAGUUCAUUGGAGCGAAUAGCAAGAUGCAUCAUUGAUAUAGUUGAAACUCAGUACGAUGAAAUACAAAAAAGUUUCACUGAGAGCAUCGAAAAAAUGAUGAACCACCACAGACACCGAAUAUUGGACAACCUACGUGGAAAGGUUUCCCAUGAAGCACUUGAUUUGCUGGAAAAAGAGCUACUGAGGAAGAUGGAUGUGUUGCGGAAACUUAACGCAUCAUGUGGUUGCCAUAUGUGGCUUAGCAAAGGAUUGCCGUGUGCUUGUAGGCUGGAAAACUACAAAUGUACAGGGCGUAUAAUACAACUCGACGACAUAGAUGUAUUCUGGCGUAAGCUUGACUUGCUCCCGUGUAAACUGGUAGACGAGGAGGUCGAUGUUGUAGCAGAGCUAACUAAUGUGCGGCAACAUUUAGAGGCGCAGUCCCCCGUUCAGCAAAAGAGUUUGCUUUCAAAGAUAAAAGCGGUCUUCAACCCUAAAUCGUCAACCAAGAAACCACCGAUCGUCCAGCAAAAUACCCGCGGUCGGCCUACAUCAAAGAAAGUACAAGAAAGGCUAGAUGAAGCUGCGAGGUUAGACGAAGCUGCGAGACACAGCUCCUAUGGCGAGGACAGCAACGUAUAUACCGCUUCCCCCAAACAUAGGUACGAUUUACCCCGACACAGCUCAUACGUACCGUCAGAGGGCUCUCGUGGAACCGGUUCGGUUAUAAAGUCUGAAAAACCUAAAAUGCAACGAAACAGUUCAACGAGUUAUAAAAACAAGGAGACGCGGGAUGAUAAGGGUUUUCCAUUAAUGAAGGGGGAUGAGCACUUGUUAAGCAUUCAGAGCUUUAAGGAUCAAAUUCCCUCAGAGUUUCACUCUUACAUAUCGCGUAUACAAGAUGUGACCCCAGACGGUCAUUGUGGGUACAGGGCUGUGGCUGUCGGGUUAGGUUUUUCGGAACACGCAUGGUCCAAUAUUCGAAGAGAUUUACUACUGGAGAUUGACCAUAACAAGGCGCGUUGGAAGCAUAUAUUCGAAACAUAUAACAAAGGAGACUUUGAACGAAUACGUAAGAGCAUCGAAUGGCAUUCAUUGAAAGCGUGCGGUCCAAGUCACUGGAUGGAAAUGCCCCAGGUAGGGCUUCUCGUAGCGCAAAGGUAUAAUAUUGUCCUCCACGUGCUAAGCAUCGAAUGGAGCACUACCAUCUUCCCAUUAACGGAUGCCCCACUAGAUCCACGACCUCAAGCGAUAACGCUCGUACAUGUUGACAGGGGACACUUCAUACAUGCUAAGUUGGAAGGAGACUACCCCAUGCCUUUAGCGACCCCGUUGUGGUUGAUACAUCGAUCAAUAGCUGCGGAACGGUGGGAAGAAAUGUAUAGACCGCGGUUACAACACUACUACGAGUUAAUCAAUCCUAAAGCAGACAAAGACAGAGAACCGAGUAUAAAUGAAAUCGAAGAUUAA
Helianthus annuus (common sunflower) is the source of this 3168-nucleotide messenger RNA. RefSeq lists its product as uncharacterized. The coding region runs from base 1 to 3168 and encodes 1055 amino acids. NCBI's taxonomy places the organism in Eukaryota, Viridiplantae, Streptophyta, Magnoliopsida, Asterales, Asteraceae. The record is from RefSeq and is a predicted model, not a curated record. The transcript has 5 exons.